Bacillus rossius redtenbacheri is the source of this 5749-nucleotide messenger RNA. RefSeq names its product sialic acid synthase (gene NANS). Gene Ontology annotation, biological process: carbohydrate biosynthetic process. The transcript is spliced from 7 exons. Bases 357 to 1418 code for a protein of 353 amino acids. The record is from RefSeq and is a predicted model, not a curated record. Gene Ontology annotation, molecular function: N-acylneuraminate-9-phosphate synthase activity. NCBI's taxonomy places the organism in Eukaryota, Metazoa, Arthropoda, Insecta, Phasmatodea, Bacillidae.
CCGAUGACAAAAAUGUAUCUCCAUGUUCAUUUUAAUGCGUCUAAGCACGUGACAGUACAAUAAUUUAUGUACGUGUAAGCCGACGUUUCACAACACUACGUCUUACCUGUCUGGCGUAGGUUGAACAAGGCACCACGAUCCACCACACCUGUUUUCGAAUGCAACGCCAUGUCAUCGAAGAAACUACAGCGACGCCAUCUUCAGACGGGUCACGUUGCGGCGAGCGCGCGAACUAAAAAGCCAAUGUGGAGUCCAGCUGUUCCCAGACGCAAGACCUACCAAAUACCGGUUCCUGAAGGACAGGCAUCGCAUCGCGUGGGAGGACCUGGGCUGCGGGCAGACAAGGGAUAUACAGAAUGGCAGAAGACAUUGAAAUUACUCCUGGAAAAGUUAUUGGAAGCAGCCACCCCUGCUUUAUAAUUGCAGAGAUAGGACAGAACCACCAGGGAGAUAUUAAACUUGCAAAGCAACUGAUUCACGCUGCCAAGGACAGCGGGGCGGACUGCGUCAAGUUCCAGAAGUCGUCCCUCGCAGACAAGUUCAAUGCCGGGGCGCUGGCCCGGCCCUACCCGGGGCCCCACUCCUGGGGCGAGACGUACGGGCAGCACAAGCAGCACCUCGAGUUCUCCCUGGGGCAGUUCAGGGAGCUGCAAGCGUGCGCCCUCGACCUCGGGCUGGUGUUCUCUGCCUCUGCCAUGGACAUGGUGUCAGUGGAUGAACUGGACUCCAUCAAUGUCCCAUUUAUUAAAAUUGGCUCGGGUGAUGCAGAUAACUUUCCAUUGCUACAGCAUGCAGCAUCAAAACAAAGGCCACUCAUUAUAUCCACAGGUAUGCAGUGCAUGGAGACAGUGCGAGAGAUGUACCAGACCGUUAGAGCCGUCACACACAAGUUCUGCCUUCUCCACUGCGUCUCAUCCUACCCCACUCCGGACGAAAGUGUCAACCUGCGAGUCAUCAACACUUUCAGGCAGGAAUUCCCAGACAUCCACGUAGGCUACUCUGGCCACGAGCUGGGGACUGCCAUAUCUGUGGCGGCUGUUGCCAUGGGCGCCAAAGUGCUGGAGCGACACCUGACGCUGGACAAGAGCUGGAAGGGCAGCGACCACGCCUGCUCCCUCACGCCGGCCGAGCUGUCCCGCCUGGUGGGCGACGUGCGCUGCGUGGAACGGGCCCUGGGCAGCCCCACCAAGAGGCGGCUCCCCUGCGAGGAGGCCUGCCACGCCAAGCUGGGCAAGACGCUGGUGGCCGCGCGCCGGCUGGAGGCGGGCCGGGAGCUGGGGGCACGCGACCUGCUGGCCAAGGUCGCGGAGCCCAGGGGCUUCGCCGCGGCCCGCCUGCGAGACCUCAUCGGCAGGACCCUGCGCGUCGCCGUGGAGCGCGACCAGAGCAUCCUCCCCAGCUACGUCCACAUUCCAUGACUUCUUGGAACUGCUGCCAGGUUUAAAAAUCUUAAUGCUGCAAAUUAACUUCAUGACAAGUUGUUUUAUUUCGUGAUACUUUACACGACUGUCGCUUUUGAGUCAAUGCAACCGGCAGGGCCGGCGCAUCCAUAUAGGCGAACUAGGCAACCGCCUAGGGCAGGGGUCGGUGACCUUUUGAGUCGGAAGAGUCAAAAAAUACAAUUUACAAAAUUUCAAAAUUUUUAAAGAGCCACAAAAAUUUUUCUUGCCAACAAUAAAUAGGCAAGUACUUGCAUAAAUUUUUUUUUAUGAAAAAACUAAUCUAUUGAUUCAUAAGAAAAAAUAUACUUAUAUAAGUUGUGUUUCUUCACAACAAAUUAGAUAAUAUAUAUGGUUUUAUUAGAUAAUCACUUAUUAUUUAAGUAAGAAGUUAAAACAAUUAAAUAUUUGCUUACAACACUAACUUGUACUUCAAUAACAAACAAUUCAGCAAACAAAUUCAAUGGGAGCGAUGGCUUUGCAUUGUUAUUUAAGUAGAAAAUUUAAAUUUUACUAAACAAUGUAACUUGUACAAAAAAACAAUAGCAUACAUUUGAACAAACAAAUUCUAUGGGAGCGUUGGAUUUGCAUGGUUUUAGAAAGUUUGGAUAAAUCUGGCUCAUAACUUGUUGUUUUAAGUUUCAAGCACGGCUCUAAAUUUCCAUUUGUUAGUUGGCUUCUUACUUUACUUUUAAUUAUAUAUUAAUGCAAGCGAACGCUUGCUCGCACGAAUAUGUCGAUCCAAAGAUAGUCAACAUUCCAAAUGCCAACUUCUUCACCUUACUGUAGCAAUCUGGAAGACUAUUCCAUGCGUCGAAUAUAAGGGCCUCAUCUCGCGGCAUUUCUUUUAAAGCUGUCCAUUUUUGUUGCGUUACGUACAUACAUUUCGGGACCUCCAACUCUUCCAACUUGCUUUUCAACUCUGUAAAUUUUCCACUCCACAAAGCUUUACUUUUUAAAUCGAUCAAUUGCAUUUAUUGAGAUCCAGUAUCAACUCCAAAUGGCUCAAUGUGAAUUUCGUUACUAUUUGUGUUGAGAGGAUUUACUAUGAAUGCUAAGAGUGUUUUCGUUGGUUUUGAAUUGCUGAAAUCUGUCAGCAAAUUCAUCUUUAAUUUUUUUAUAACUGUGAUGAAGUAAUUCGUGUCAAAAGUUGCACUGGUUUUAUUGCGAUAUUGCUUUAGAAAUUGAAAAUGAAGUAACUUACCGCUCUGAAUAUCUUCUGCAAAAAUAAUUAAUUUUUCUUACCUUUACUUCGGUUUUUUUAAUUAUUAUAUAUGUGUACAUACAUACCUUUGAGAAGAUAAUUCGCUUGUAACUCUUCUACUUGAAACAACAAACUACGUCACAGCACUGGUGAAGACGCCAAACUGUCUUGCGUCGAAAGCUAAUUCAAACCUACAUAGAAACAUCCGACGACGGCGUCAUUCGAGAGCUUCCGACGGACUGACGACAGUGACGACGCGUGUCACGGGGGAGGGGUGCGGGGAAAAGCGAGUACAAGUGGCUGAGAGAUAGAAAUGGUGCCUAAUCCUCGUUCAUCGAUUUAGAACGAUAUUUUAAUGUUUUUUUUAUAAAAUAAUUAAUAUUUGCGUAUGGAACUAACGAGCCGCAGCUUCACAACCAAAGAGCCGCAUGUGGCUCGCGAGCCGCAGGUUGCCGACCCCUGGCCUAGGGCGCCAAGUAGCUGGGGGCGGCGCAGCACAACACAACACAUAACAGCUGAUAUAAUAUGUUUAACGAUUAUUGAAACUAGAUGAAAAUGGAUUUUUGCAACAGUUUGGAAUGUUUAUAUUGAUAUAAGUAAUUAUUUAAAGUCCACGGUGACUUGUUUAUGAUUUGUAAUAAGUAAAAACGUAAAAAAAACACAAGCCUGUUUAUAUUUGAUUGACAAAAUCUUAGGCUUACGUGAUGUAUUUUGAGGCGUAUUUUGGGGUGUCCGGCCGAGGGGGGGGGGGGCAUUAAGGUUUUUCGUCUAGGGCGGCAAUUUACCUUGCACCGGCCCUGGCAACCGGCAGUACUUAUGAUGCUGUUGCACACAACUAUUUUGCUAGUUGAAGCAUACUUCUUUCCCUUGUAUAAACACAACAUUCACGUGUUGGUGUUCUGCAUUUGUUGUGCUUUACUUUGUGAAAGCGUCAAUUUUUUCCAUGCGUAGAAUUAGACGUAUAUUGGUCAAUACCAAUCCCCAUCUUUCUUUUUAGCUCGUACACUUCCCCUCAAAAUUCUGCUUUGCCGCAGGACAAAAAAAAAUUUCCAUCUAUUUCCCCUCCGAGUUGUGAAGUUUUUCAUUUUUAUUUGUAAGAAAAUGAGAACAGUAUAUUUUUUUACAGGUUCUCUAAACUCACAAUUGUCACUCAAAUCCUUUUAGACUGUAUGUGGAUAAGCAAGGUUAUGCUACUUCCAUGACCAAGACAAAACAAAAUACUUAUAUAAGGGUGUAAAUUUUUUUUGUCAGUGUAAAGCUGGCCUCACCUUAUAUUCCAUGCCUUUUUCUAGAGUAAAACUUAUUUUAUAACUUUUUUUUCCUUAAAGAAUGUAAGACCCUGAAAAUGGAUAUAGUUUUUUGUACUGUGUUAUUUGCAUGCCAUGUAGGUGUACAUUAUGUUAAAAUUAUCAUUUUAGUGGUUCUCAAAUAAGGAAAAAUUUAUGUAAUAAACCAAAGAUGAUUUUUAUACUGUUUGUGUAAUUUUAAUCUACUGCACAACUGUAACAAUUUUUUGAUUAAUUUACAACAAAUUAAUCAUUGUUGGCUUUUAAAUGCCAACAUUAUAUCUGAAACUAUUAACACAACAUUUUACCAGAGUGGUUAAUACUGAAAAUUGUAAUUUUGUGCAAUAUAGUUGAUAACAAAAGACUAUGAUAUUUACCCGCAGAAGGGUUCACCCCUUCGUAUGGAUCAAAUCCUUAAUUUUGGGCAAAAAAUCUAACCCUCGAAUAUGAAUCGCACCAUAUAAGGGUCUCCAGUAGAAUACAAGUGAAGUCUUUAUGGUCCGUGUCUCAGCUUAUUCGCGCAUAAUAACCUGUACCGAGGUAGGUCCUUCGCUUUUCCCCUUUUCAUCCUUUAUGGCCCUCCCUCCCCCUCCCCCUCCCCCUUCAUCCUAGCUCUAUCUAACAAAAAAUACAAAGAAAUAUAAUGCUAUUUUUCAUACCCAUGUUGUUUCCCUUCCCAAAUUUCCUUAAGACUGCAGGCUAUUUCCUUGUCAUUUUUUUUGUCAGUUUCUUCAGUAAAAACAAUCAUGCCCUUUACAGAAUUUUUAUCUUGAAUAAAAUGUUACAGUAGAAAGCAUAGGAAAUUUCACACAAAAAUAAUUUUUGGACACAGUUGCGUGACAAAAACCUGUUGAGAUAAGACGAUGACGAGAGGAGGGAGAACCAUAAACACUGGUGCAUGCCCACGAUGUUGCAUCCCUCUGCAGUUGCCGGUAUGGUGUUUGGAUAUUUGGACAGUCAUCCACGCACACGCAGUGGUCAAUACAAAGUUGAGUGGUUUGUAAUGGGGUCCCCACAGUUAAUUUGGAUCAAAAAAUAGGGGUUUACAAAAACUUGUUUCUUGAAUAUCCAUUUCCCCAACAAUUAUACCAUACUUUUAGUCAAUCAAAUACAUAUUUUCUUCACUGUUUUCAAAUAUUCUUGACACUGACUGAAAAAAAAAAAAAAAUUCUAGAUAGCAAAAUUUCAAUUUUAACUAAAUAGCACUGUGUGUGAUAGCAUUUGACAAAUUUGAAACAUUUUUACACCAGCUUACUAAUCUGUUGUUGGCUUGAAAAAAGAACAGUGUUAUGUAUAACAUAUAAAUUUAAUAAACAAAUGCAGACUUUCCGCAUAUAUAUAUUUAUAUAUAUUUAGUUCAUACAAAUUCUUGCUAUAAUCUAAUUGACAGUGAGGUCAUAAGAGACUAUAAAACACAACUGAACGAAACAAAGACUUUUGGAAGGAAUCGGCCAUUUCUUAUUAGGAACCAAGGCAGGAAAUCACGGAGAACCAAAACUAGGAUGGCCGGAUCGAAAUGUGAACUAAAUCCACCGAAAUGCGAGUACCAUAUCUCACCACUGCGACACUGUUCCAUAACUGUUCACUUUCCAUUCAUCCUUUAGAUCACUACCUUGCUCAAGAAAGAUUCUCUCCAAUCUCAGAUGCAAUGCAUACAAGCAGUGCAUAUUGUACCACAAAGCAAGGAAGAUAAAGAGUGGCAAUUCAAUGCUAUAACUAAUGCUCUUAUUUUCUUUGGAAAUCUGGGAACUGCAUAAUAUUUAGAAGCAAACUAACAACCUAAAAGUUGUAAACUUUUCAAAAGUAACCAUGAUUUUUUU